AUGGACCUGCUGGAGAGCCAGAUGGCCACGGACGAGGUGGCCCGCAACCAGCUGUUUGAGAGGGUGCUGAAGGUCCACAACCGGGAUGGCCUCAUCAGCUGCUCCAUCCGCGUGAGUCAGUCGGGGAAGAUCUGGUUGUCACUAGCUUUGAUACCCACAAAGUCAUAAACCCUGCCCAUUUCUAAAAUGUAUCUUCUUAAAAUUUGAUUUCAAACCUAACCUUAACCCUAACCUUAACCAUACUGCUAACCUUCUUAAAUUAAGACCAAAAAGCAAAACAAUUUUAUGCCAAUAUUGAUUUUGUGGCUGUGGAAUCUGACUUUGUGGCAAUAGAAGCUAGUGGAAACCGGAAGAUCAGGACUAGGCAGCCAUUUUGGAUCAUGGUGAGGGGGAGUUAGGAGAUCUCGGUCAUGUUCAGUACAAAACGUUAAGAAAAUGCUUUGAAACGGGGAGGUACUACAGUACCUGUACUUUUUGUUUUCCGUUGCAAAACGGGUUGCUGCGUUGUGGCUUAAUAAGGCCCUGCAAUUUUGAACAAUUUUUUUUUUUUGCAUUUGCAGUGUUUGGCAAUAGUCAUUAUAAUGUGCCAUCCCGUCUAUUUAAAAAGUUACGGUUAGUGUAUCUUUGCAAGAGGAAAAUGAUCCAUCUAUCUAUCCAUCUAAACAUCCAAUACUUCCUCUUUGCUGAUGAGACUUUAAUUUGUAUUUACAUUUACAUUUUAGUCAUUUAGUAGACGCUCUUAUCCAGAGCGACUUACAGUUAGUGAGUGCAUACAUUUUCCAUACUGGCCUCCCGUGGGAAUCGAACCCACAACCCUGGCGUUGCAAGCGCCAUGCUCUACCAACUGAGCUACAGGAGUAUGAGUGCGUAUACUCUUUAUUGUCCCAAUCGGGAAAUGUGUAGAAAAGAACAACCUUAAAAUCUAAUGAACACCUAGGGGUAGGGUUAAAGUCCGAAUUAUGGAUUAACAUGAGUAUUCGGGAUCCCGGGACUGUCCCGGGAACAUUCUUGAAAUUUCCAGAAAAAAUAAAAUGACAACACUUGGGAAAUUACAAACAAUUUCCACAAUGUCGAACUAAUACAAUUCCACAAAAUAAACAACAUGCGCAGCAUCAGAUAAGCAAACAAUUCAAUAGCUAAUUAUCCAAACAGAGAAUGUGUGAUCAACAAACGGUAUGAGAGUAGAUAUGGAUAUUUUUAAAACAGAGUUAGUCCCCAUUAAGAUACCUUGAUAUUUAAACUAUUUCCACAAAUUCCACUCUUCAUCUCCCCGUUAUUCAUGAGCUGAUCUGCUAUCUGUAUAAUGAUCAACUUAAUGUUGCCAAAUAUAGGAAAUACAGUGGCUUGCGAAAGUAUUCACCCAUCUUGGCAUUUUUCCUAUUUUGUUGCCUUACAACCUGGAAUUAAAAUUGAUUUUUGGGGGGCUUGUAUCAUUUGAUUUACACAACAUGCCUACCACUUUGAAGAUGCAAAAUAGUUUUUCUUGUGAACAAACAAGAAAUAAGACCAAAAAAAACAGAACUUGAGCGUGCAUAACUAUUCACCCCCCCAAAGUCAAUACUUUGUAGAGACACCUUUUGCAGCAAUUACAGCUGCAAGUCUCUUGGGGUAUGUCUCUAUAAGCUUGGCACAUCUAGCCACUGGGAUUUUUGCCCAUUCUUCAAGGCAAAACUGCUCCAGCUCCUUCAAGUUGGAUGGGUUCCGCUGGUGUACAGCAGUCUUUAAGUCAUACCACAUAUUCUCAAUUGGAUUGAGGUCUAGGCUUUGACUAGGCCAUUCCAAGACAUUUAAAUGUUUCCCCUUAAACCACUCGAGAGUUGCUUUAGCAGUAUGCUUAGGGUCAUUGUCCUGCUGGAAGGUGAACCUCCGUCCCAGUCUCAAAUCUCUGGAAGACUGAAACAGGUUUCCCUCAAGAAUGUCCCUGUAUUUAGCGCCAUCCAUCAUUCCUUCAAUUCUGACCAGUUUCCCAGUCCCUGCCAAUGAAAAACAUGGUGUUCUCGGGGUGAUGAGAGGUGUUGGGUUUGCGCCAGACAUAGUGUUUUCCUUGAUGGCUGAAAAGCUCAAUUUUAGUCUCAUCUGUCCAGAGUACCUUCUUCCAUAUGUUUGGGGAGUCUCCCACAUGGCUUUUGGUGAACACCAAACGUGUUUGCUUAUUUUUUUCUUUAAGCAAUGGCUUUUUUCUGGCCACUCUUCCGUAAAGCCCAGCUCUGUGGAGUGUACGGCUUAAAGUGGUCCAAUGGACAGAUACUCCAAUCUCCGCUGUGGAGCUUUGCAGCUCCAUCAGGGUUAUCUUUGGUCUCUUUGUUGCCUCUCUGAUUAAUGCCCUCCUUGCCUUGUCCGUGAGUUUUGGUGGGCGGCCCUCUCUUGGCAGGUUUGUUGUGGUGCCAUAUUCUUUCCAUUUUUUAAUAAUGGAUUUAAAUGGUGCUCCGUGGGAUGUUCAAAGUAUUUUUUUAUAACCCAAGCCUGAUCUGUACUUCUCCACAACUUUGUCCCUGACCUGUUUGGAGAGCUCCUUGGUCUUCAUGGUGCCGCUAGCUUGGUGGUGACCCUUGCUUAGUGGUGUUGCAGACUCUGGGGCCUUUCAGAACAGGUGUAUAUAUACUGAGAUCAUGUGACAGAUCAUGUGACACUUAGGUUGCACACAGGUGGACUUUAUUUAACUAAUUAUGUGACUUCUGAAGGUAACUGGUUGCACCAGAUCUUAUUUAGGGGCUUCAUAGCAAAGGGGGUGAAUACAUAUGCACGCACCACUGAAACAAGUUAUUUUUUUCAUUCCACAUCACCAAUUUGAACUGUUUUGUGUAUGUCCAUUACAUGAAAUCCAAAUAAAAAUCCAUUUAAAUUACAGGUUGUAAUGCAACAAAAUAGGAAAAACGCCAAGGCGGAUGAAUACUUUUGCAAGGCACUGUAUUAUGUAAUUAGUUGGAGGUGAUCUAGGAAGCUUAGCAACUUUUGUCAGUUGACUUUUGUUUGAAUGCCAUUACAAAGUUUGUAUGAUUCGACAACGCUAUACUCAUGGUGCGCUCUGUGAGUCCAGAGCGUGCUCUGUGUUGAUAUAGCUUACUGCUGAAAUGCGCUGAAUUGAUUGAAGAACAUGAUAACGCUCAGAAUUUAUGAACAGCCUGUUUCACAAUUCACAACAAUGUCAUUGGCCAUCAAAGAUAGUUACUGUAUCAUUACUCCCGAGUGUGGGCUCUCGAGUGGCGCAGCGGUCUAAGGCACUGCAUCUCAGUGCUUGAAGCGUCACUACAGAUCCCCUGGUUCGAUUCCAGGCUGUAUCACAACCGGCCGUGAUUGGGAGUCCCAUAGGGCGGCGCACAAUUGGCCCAGCAUCGUCCGGGUUUGGCCGGUGUAGGCCGUCAUUGUAAAUAAGAAUUUGUUCUUAACUGACUUGCCUAGUUAAAUAAAGGUAAAAUAAAUAAAUAAAUAAAAGUUACUACAUAUCAGUUUCAUUUGCUCUGAAAUCUUUACAUACAGUGAGGGAAAAAAGUAUUUGAUCCCCUGCUGAUUUUGUACGUUUGCCCAAUGACAAAGACAUGAUCAGUCUAUAAUUUUAAUGGUAGGUUUGAAAAAACAUCACUGCUCUAGAGGAGAUCUGCAUGGAGCAAUGGGCCAAAAUACCAGCAACAGUGUGUGAAAUCCUUGUGAAGACUUACAGAAAGCGUUUGACCUGUGUCAUUGCCAACAAAGGGUAUAUAACAAAGUAUUGAGAAACUUUUGUUAUUGACCAAAUACUUAUUUUCCACCAUAAUUUGCAAAUAAAUUCAUUAAAAAUCCUACAAUGUGAUUUUCUGGAUUUUUUUUUCUCAAUUUGUCUGUCAUAGUUGACGUGUACCUAUGAUGAAAAUUACAGGCCUCUCUCAUCUUUUUAAGUGGGAGUACUUGCACAAUUGGUGGCUGACUAAAUACUUUUUUCCCCCACUGUAUGUAUGUUCUGGCAACCUACAAUGGGAAGGUUGCCAGACCAUACAUAUCUACAGUUGAUGGCCCAUCAGCAGGCAAUUAAGUAUGCUUAAAGUGACACUCCAGUCUCAUUUCUACCUUCUUUAACACCUGACCUCAUUUAACACCUUUACUUAAUAAAAGGCACAUCUCAAAAGGUAUUCCAGGUAAGUCAUGACAUGGCACAAGUGUGGGGGUGGGCCUUUCCUCUUUUGUUCUCUAUUAUUCCUCUAUUGUUCCUAAAGCAAGGGAGGAGGCCGAUGACAUCACGGAUUCCCAUCAGACCAACUCCUUGAAUGCCCUACUCCUUGAAGUUUGCAGUUGUGAAUAAAAAACACUAUUUUGAUCCCAAAAAUAUUUUUUACCCUUUAGUGUACUUCACUGUAUUUAUACUUGGGAUAUCGCUUUCAACAGUAAAUGUAGUAAAAAUCGCUAGAGGACGUCUUUAAGUUGAGAACUGGUGAAAAAGUCUGUGAGAGGGUUUUGUGCCUGCAUGAACAGUCAUGUAUAUUUUUUUACAUAAUAGUGUAGGGUAACAGGAAGAAUAAACCAAAGUCAAAAUAUGCCUUGCUUAUAGAGAUAUGAAACAAUAUCAAUAUCAUAUCAAAUUAUCAAUAUUGGUGCCCAAUAAAAUAAUUUACUACCUAGAUUUGUAAAAUACUAAUUUGACAUGCAUUUCAAUGGAAGAACUAUGCCGUUCCAAACAAAUGUGUUUCAGUUGCUUUUCUUAGUGCAGCUUACGAGUCCCCAGGGUCGUAUUCAUUAGGCACCAAAUGGAAGAAAAUGUACUUAAAUGGGGAGGGACUACCAGACCAGACCUCGUCCAAUAAGAAACGUUAGUUUUUUUUGUUUUCCGUUGCAAAAUGUUUUGCUACGGUGUGCACUUAUGAAUACGACCCUGCUUUCCCUAAUUUCCUUCCUGUCUUCUCUCUCUCCUCUCUUUUUCCUUCUCCCUCCUUAGUAGUUGUUCCCUCGCUGUCGUUGCGUCACACUGUUUGUGAAACAGGCUCAUUACUCAGGGCCUUUUGCUCAAUUAUACUUUGAUGAUCUUUGAGCUGCGUUCUGUGUAUGAAAAAUGUAUGCACUCACUAACUGUAAGUCGCUCUGGAUAAGAGCGUCUGCUAAAUGACUAAAAAUUUAAUGAUCAAAUAGCACAGGGACAGCACCGGCCGACUACGGUGCAAGUUCAAUUCAAACAAACCAACCCUCAGUUCAACUUCACCGGGCUUUAUUCAUUAGGCAUAAAACAGUCCCCCUCAGGAGACUGACAAUAUUUGGCAUGGGUCCUCAGAUCCUCAAAAGGUUCUACAGCCACACCAUCGAGAGCAUCCUGACUGGUUGCAUCAACGCCUGGUAUGGCAACUGCUCUGCCUCCGACCGCAAGGCACUACAGAGGGUAGUGCGUACGGCCCAGUACAUCACAGGGGCCAAGCUUCCUGCCAUCCAGGACCUCCUAUACCAGGCGGUGUCAGAGGAAGGCCCUUAAAAUUACCAAGGACUCCAGCCACCCUAGUCAUAGACUGUUCUCUCUGCUACCGCACGGCAAGCAGUACAGGAGCGCCAAGUCUAGGUCCAAAAUACUUCUUAACAGCUUCUACCCCCAAGCCAUAAGACUCCUGAACAGCUAAUCAUGGCUACCCAGACUAUUUGCAUUGCCCCCCCCCCCCCCACCCCAACCCCCUCUUUUACGCUGCUGCUACUCUGUUUAUUAUUUAUGCAUAGUCACUUUAACUCUACCCACAUGUACAUAUUACCUCGACUAACCGGUGCCCCCGCACAUUAACUCUGUACCGGUACCCCCUGUAUAUAACCUCCCUACUGUUAUUUUAUUUUACUGCUGCUCUUUAAUUAUUUGCUUCUUUUUUUUUUUUCUUAAACUGCAUUGUUGGUUAUGGGCUUGUAAGUAAGCAUUUCACUGUAAUGUCUACACCUGUUGUAUUCGGCGCAUGUGGCAAAUAUGAUUUGAUUUGAACAGAAAAACUGUCUGAAACAGCUGGACUUGUCCAAUAAUGCACAUUUUCAUUUUCUGUCGGAAGACAUUUGAAAAUGUUUUUCUGUCGCACGCCCUAAUAAACACAACCCUUGUCACAACCCAAGCACUUUGAGCUGCGUUCUGUGUAUGAAAUGUGAUAAACAAAUACAUAAAUAAUGAUUCAUUAAUGAAUUGACUAUUAAUGGUCUCAUAGGCGACCACGGUGGAGGACAUGGAGGCGCGGCUAGACUGCGGCCUGGUCAAAGGCCACGCCUACGCGGUGACGGACGUGAAGAAGGUGCGUCUGGGCCAGGGCCUGCUGGCCUUCUUCAAGUCAGAGAAGCUCAACAUGAUCCGCAUGAGGAACCCCUGGGGAGAGAAGGAGUGGAGCGGGCCCUGGAGCGACAGGUAAAUACACAAGACUGCCCCCUCAGGCCUGAAGGUAGUACUACACAACCAUAGAAUUAGCAUGAGUAGAAUGGGUAUCCCAAUUCAUUCCAAUUUUCAUUCUAAUUCUAUGUACACAACAUUCGUUCAUUUUGGUACAGCGCAUCACCUCAUCUGAUUAUCAGCUGUUGUCAAACACACCUGGGUCUGGAAAGACGAUUCUCUUCAAUGGUGUGCAGCGAAUUCUACUAGACGAAAAGCCCACAUUUUUAUGACAUCCUGACAUUUAAAGCAUGCUCAAUAUUUGAAAUUUCACAUACUAUAAAACAUUAUAUUUUCGCAUUCCCAAAAUGCCUACUAUUUAGAACACUAGUACGGGUAUUCGGACACGGACAGAGAAUAGGCAAUCUGCAAGACAUUUCAAGUGUAAUGCACUAUCCCCCUCUACAGAGUCAGACAGUCUGGCUGUGCAGUCAGUGUGCGUAAUGGAAGCUUCUCUUUGGAGAGCCUUUACUGCCUCAAAAAGACUAGACCAUGAAGGAGUAUUGAGGUGGAAAGAGAGGUGUUCUCCCUCUACUGAAAUGGGGAAUGCUUUGUGUGUGUGUGUGUCAGUGUGUGCAUGCAUGCGUGUUUGCAUGCAUGUGGAUGACGUAUUUGAGUGUGUGUUUCCGUCCAUGCGCGUGCAGGCAUGCAUGUGUCUGACUGACUGUGUGUGUGUACUUCUUGCUUCUUGUGUCACACACACACAUGCACACUCAAACAUGUAAGCCUCACGCACACACACACUGACACACACCCUAACCCUCCCUGGAGGAGAAUGGAGGAGAUUGAAAUGAGCGUGAUGUAAUAGGAUGGGAAGAAGAUGAGCAUCUCUUUCUCCUUCUGUUAUAUCCUAUUGUUUGUCGCUAGGUUGUGUGACACAGCAGAGAUUGUAGGGCUCGCUCAUGAAGGCAGCUGAAUUAUUGACUAGGUAAAGGAGAGAGAUGUUAGUUCUUAAAGGGGAAGUGACUGAGUGGUGUUAUUAAAGGUAUCGUCUCCCUUCAUUCAUACAGUCAUGAGAAUUAAUGAAUAAUUUAUCUGGGGUUUGAUCAAAACUGGAGUUGAAGAUUCCAUUUCACUGUUUGAUGUGGAAGUUUGUCACAGAAGUUGUGGCACUGGCAGGGAUUUGAAACAAAAUAUAUGUUUAUUUUUACAUGCACACACACACACACACACACGUGGUGCUGAAUUUAGGAAUUGAGAUUAUGUUGCUGUCUGUCUCAGUGGUGCUCAAUCUCCAAUCAAAUGUUUUUCCCAGUGUUAUGUUUGCUCUGUAAUUUCCUUUGUGUUGUGCUGUCUAACAUGAGGUCAUUUCCUGUCUGUGCCCCCAGCUCAGAUGAGUGGAAGAAGGUGAGCAAGAGUGAGAGAGAGAAGCUGGGCGUCACUGUGCAGGACGACGGAGAGUUUUGGUGAGGGGGAACACUGCGCACACACACACACACACACACACACACACACACACACCAUUGGAACAUUAGGGGCCAUUUUCCCACACACAGAUUAAGCCUAGUCCUGGACUAAAAAGCAUGCUCAGGACUAUGCUUAAUCUGUAUCCUGGAAAUUGGCCCUAGAUCCUAAAUAUAUCCCCCCCCCCGCCCCCCCUCCAUCCAUCCAUCCCUGCCUCCCUCUCUCUCCACCCCAGGAUGACGUUUGAUGACUUCUGCCAGUACUUCACAGACCUGAUCCUGUGCCGCCUCAUCAACACCUCCUACCUGAGCAUCCACAAGACCUGGGAGGAGGAGGUGAUGAGGGGCUCCUGGGUCCCCCGCCAGGACCCCCUGAGGAACCGCUCUGGGGGCUGCAUCAACCACAAGGCCACCUUCCUCCAGAACCCACAGGUGGGGUGCAUGGGGGUGGAUGGAAGUGGGGAGAGUGUUGGUGGAUGGUGAGAGGUUGGGUGGGACGGUGUGUGUGUGUGUGUGUACUGUGUAGGUUUGUAUGUGUUUUUCUGUUGAUGUCUCUGCAUGCACUGUAUUUGAUUGGAAGAGUGUUCGGAUCAGUGUGUUGAUGUGUGUGUUUGUCUCUCUCUGCAGUAUGUGUUUGAUGUGAAGAAGGUAGAGGACGAGGUGUUGAUCGCCCUGCAGCAGAAGGAGAGGAGAGCCACCACCAAGGAGGGCAAAGGAGAUAACCUGGCCAUAGGCUUUGACAUUCACCGGGUACACACGCACACAUACACACACACAAACAAUGAAGACAUACACACACCCAGAUGGACACAAACAGAUGGAUACACAGGAAGAUGAACACUCCGUCGCUCCACAUGAAUGUUUCCUUUUAUGUUUUGCCUCUCAUCCUAACCUCUUAACUCUUUACUUCCUGGUAUUGCCGUAUAGCAACCAUUUCUCUUCACUUCCUUUCUACUCAUAACGUAAAAUAAAAUAGAUAAGACAUAAGGAUCCUGGUUCAAUCCCCGCAUGAGCCCUAUUUCCACUUCCUACAUCUGUCUCCCUGCUUCUGCCUCUAUCCUUCAAAUAAUUAUAAAAAGCAGGAAGUUGUCCGUCUCUGCAUGAAGAUGUCAUAUCUACCUUUAAAGUCUACCUUUAAAAUGUUUUCCUGACGUCAUGUCCCCUCCCAUCCUCUAGGUGGAGCUGAACAGAAAGUACCGCAUGCACACUGCCCAGCAGAAGGUGGCGGGCUCCAUCUACAUCAACUCGCGCUGCGUCUUCCUCAGGAAGGAGCUCAAGGAGGGUCGCUAUGUCAUCAUCCCCACGACUUUUGACCCCAGGCAGCAGGGCGACUUCCUGUUGCGGGUCUUCACCGACGUGCCUUCAGACUGCAAGUAAACCAGCCGGCCGACAUGCAGCCCCACCCCCACUCCCCUGACCUCCUGACCAUUACAAAUGGAUAGCCAACGUUAAAGGGAUAGUUCAAUGGGAUUGUUGCAUUAAAUAGAACAGUAUUUUUUCUUCUUCUCUAUGAUAGCUUAAUUUAAAUCAGUUCAAACUGAUAAAAAAGAAAACAUAAUUUUAUAGAAACCUAUCAAAUGUAACUGGUGUGCAUGUUAAAGGGAUAGUUCAUUUUUUAAACUUUUUUACGUAUUUUAAGACUUCAAAAAAGUUAACUAUCCUUUUAAGAUGCACUCCAGUUGAAUUUUAUGGUUUCUGUAAAAUAAUGUUAGCUUUUUUAUCAAUUUAAACUGAUUCUCUAAGUGGACCCAGAACUUUUUUCAAGUAAUUUGUCAUCCACUGCCAUUGCCCUCAUCUAAAUUAAUAACACCCAUAUUCACUUUCUUUCCUUCCCCCACAGAGAGUUGAACCUAGACGAGCCCCCCCAGACGUGUUGGACGGGCAUGUGUGGUUACCCCCAGCUGGUCACCCAGGUCCACAUUCUGAGUGCAGAGGGACUCCAGGGCCAGGACUCUAAUGGGGGUAAGCUAGUAAGGCUACAGUAGGAAAUAGUAGGCCUACAGUCAAGUAAGAGACAGUAUGCACCCAUGUGGAAGGGAGGCUUUGGGAGCUGACAUGCAUAUACCCUUUUCACACUACUGGGCCGAGCUAUAUUAGGGGUAACAAAAUGUUUUUGUGAGUGUGUAUGGGUUUAUGUGUGUGUGCCACAGAUUGCAUUGCAAGAUAAACGUUUCUGGUCAUACACAGAGCUGCACUGUCUCAUUCCCAACAAGAAGAGGCACCUGGCCAAAACAGGAGGUACUUCAGCACCACCUAGUGGCUAGCGGCUUAGAUACAACUAGACAUACUACACAGUUAGUCCAAUAGGCUUUGGCUCAGCCCAGAAACAACCCCUAACCCCUAGCUUCAUGUAGAUCUGAGAGGAUUGGAUAGGUAUAAGCAAUAGGGUAGUAGUUCUUCCUAGCGCUCUGAUAGGUCUAGGAAUACUUUUUGUCAUAUGGCUGAAACCUAUCCCCUCCCUUUCAGAUCUACGCAAGUACCUAUAGUCUUCAAUAGUUCCCCCUCCCUGUAUCCUCUACCUACCUACUAGCACAAGCAACUAAAACCCUUCUCCACCUACCUGUCAGAGACUGGUCUGAUUGCUGGUUGGUCUGAUGGCCAGAGAAGGGUGGCACAUAGCCUAGCGGUUAGAACGUUGGGCCAGUAAUCGAAUGGUCACUGGUUUGAAUACCCGAGCUGACAAGGUGAAACAUCUGUUGAUGUGCCCUUCAGCAAGGCACUUAACCCUAAUUCUCUCCAGGGGUGGCAUACUACUAUGGCUGACCUUGUAAAACAACACAUUUCACUGCACCUAUCCGGUGUAAGGGACAAUACAACAUAUUAUUAUUAUUAUUUAUUUAUUUAUUUAUUAGACUAGGCCUAGAGUUGGUUUUGGCCUGCAUAGUUGAGUACAUGUCAACCCAGUGAUUGACAGCUGUCCCGCUUCCCUCCCUCCCUGUCCUUCCUAGCCUCUGACCCGUACGUCAUCAUCACCUGUGAGGGGGAGCGGGUGCGCUCACCGGUGCACAAGGACACACGGAGCCCCAACUUCGACGUCAAAGGCCUGUUCUACCGCAAGAAGCCAAAGGAAGGCAUCCACAUUGAGGUGAGCACAGACGGAGGGAAGGAACUUUUACUUAUCUGUCUUUGUGUUCAUAUGUAUCCCUCUAUCUCUUGAAUAUGUUUUCUUCUGUUUUGUUAAUCACUGUUUUCCUAUGUUCUCUCUCUCUUUUUCUUUCUUCUCUUUCAAAUCCCCCCUCUCUUUCCCCUCUGCUCUGCUCUGCUCUGACCUUGGGCCAUACCAUAAUAGAUCUACAAUAAGAACGUGAUUGUGGAUACCUUCCUGGGUCAGGUGACCCUGUCCAGUGACCCUAAUGACCGGCAGGAGCAGCACACACUCCACCUGCGUGACAAAGGCAAUCGCCAAGACAACGACCUCCCAGGCACAGUCACCGUGCGCCUCAUCACCUGCACCACCCUCAUCAACAUAUGA
This is a messenger RNA of Coregonus sp. 'balchen', 11218 nucleotides long. The record is from the annotation of a GenBank genome assembly. Lineage: Eukaryota; Metazoa; Chordata; Actinopteri; Salmoniformes; Salmonidae.